UUUACAGGACUUUCCCAAUCUCUUUGUUUCUGUCACAGAAGUAUGAAUCAGACAUUGGUCAAAGAAUUCAUUUUAAUGGGAUUUCCUGUUGGACAUGACAUGCGGAUAUUCCUCUUUGGGCUCUUCUCUCUGCUGUACGCCAUCACUCUGAUGGGGAAUGGAGUCAUCUUUGGACUUACAUGUCUGGAUUCCCGACUCCGUACUCCCAUGUAUUUCUUCCUCUCACAUUUGGCCAUUGUUGAUAUCUCCUAUGCCUGCAAUACUGUGCCCCAGAUGCUAGCAAACCUGCUGGACCCUGUUAGACCCAUCUCCUAUGCAGGAUGCAUAACACAGACAUUUCUCUUUUUGACUUUUGCACACACAGAGUGUCUUCUCUUGGUGGUGAUGUCUUAUGAUCGCUAUGUGGCCAUCUGCCACCCCCUCAGAUACUCUGCCAUCAUGAGCUGGAGGGUAUGUAUCACCCUGGCCCUGACCUCUUGGGUCCUUGGAUACCUUUUGGCCUUGGUUCAUCUAUUUUUAUUAUUGCCAUUGCCUUUCUGUGGCUCUCAAAAAAUUAACCAUUUUUUUUGUGAAAUCAUAGCUGUUCUCAAACUUGCCUGUGCUGAUACCCAUAUCAAUGAGAUUCUGGUCUUGGCAGGGGCUGCUUCUGUGUUGGUGGGGCCCCUUUCUUCAAUUGUGAUCUCCUAUAUACGAAUCAUCUGUGCAAUCCUGCAUAUGCAGUCAAGAGAGGGCAGACAGAAAGCCUUUUCCACCUGUUCUUCCCAUCUCUGUGUAGUAGGGCUUUUCUAUGGCACUGCCAUCAUUAUGUACAUUGGACCCAAGCAUGGGGACUCCAAAGGGCAGGAGAAAUAUCUCCUCCUAUUCCAUAGCCUAUUUAAUCCCAUGCUGAACCCCCUUAUAUAUAGUCUGAGGAACAAUGAAGUAAAAGGGGCCUUGAAGAGACUUUUGGGGAAGGAGAGAUCAUCAUAA
Molecule: messenger RNA, 969 nt
Organism: Gracilinanus agilis (Agile Gracile Mouse Opossum)
Lineage: Eukaryota; Metazoa; Chordata; Mammalia; Didelphimorphia; Didelphidae
Product: olfactory receptor 13-like
Exons: 1
Coding region: 43-969 (308 amino acids)
Biological process (GO): G protein-coupled receptor signaling pathway
Cellular component (GO): membrane
Molecular function (GO): G protein-coupled receptor activity; olfactory receptor activity
Source: RefSeq, a predicted model, not a curated record